Messenger RNA from Fonsecaea multimorphosa CBS 102226, 951 nucleotides. RefSeq lists its product as uncharacterized. Bases 1 to 951 code for a protein of 316 amino acids. The transcript has 3 exons. The record is from RefSeq and is a predicted model, not a curated record. NCBI's taxonomy places the organism in Eukaryota, Fungi, Ascomycota, Eurotiomycetes, Chaetothyriales, Herpotrichiellaceae.
AUGGGUGUCGCAAAAUUCUUCUCGCCGUUGCACUUGCUUGUCUCGGCUCUGGUCGCUAGCUCUCUAUGCUCGGCAAGCCCAGUUGAGUUGGAGGAGCGUCAAGUGUACGCCUUGGUCGGUGAUGGCUUCGAGCAAGCUACAACCACUCUGGGAAGCUACUACAACUACUGGAGCAAGCUGCCCAAUGGAACUUUUGACCUCACCCGCAGCAACCGCUCCCCAGUGACAACCCCCAAAGUGCUGCCGAUGAUGGGCGACCGAUCAUCAAUCAAGAUCGAACCAAACCGCACCGGCUUGGUGAUCAUUGACAUGCAAAACUUCUUCCUGCAUCCAGAUUUAAACGCGGCAGCUAAAAACGGCCGGGGUGCCGUCCAGCCAACGGUCAACAUGAUCAACGGAUUCCGCAAGCAUAACAUGAAGGUUCUCUGGGUGAACUGGGGACUGACAGAGUAUGACCUGCUGACAAUCCCGCCCGCUUUCAAGUCUGGAUUUAGUGGGGGUUCGGAUCUUGCCAAUGAGACAUUUGGCAGUGACAUGGGUACCAUCAAGGAGAAUGGGACGACGAUCGAGGUCGGCCGGAUGUUGAUGCGUGGAUCUUGGAACGCCGAGCCCUAUGGCCCACUGGAAGCUUUGAAGAAUGAAGGUCUCGCAUCCGGCACCGAUUUCUUGUUCAACAAGAACCGGCUAUCCGGACUCUGGGGUCCACAGACGCCGUUUGGACUCUGGCUCCAAGAAAACGAAGUGUCGACGCUGUUCUUCGGUGGUGUCAACGCCGAUCAAUGCGUCUGGUCUACCUUGGUGGAUGCCUACUUCAAAGGCUAUGAUGUGAUUUAUGUCGACGACAUCUCUCAGACAACAAGUCCGCCUUUUGCUCAAGAAAUGUGUCGAUACAAUGCCGACGGAUAUGGGUUUGUAGCCAACAGCACCACUAUCCUGAAAGCACUGGGGUAG